AUGGGUUUGAACAGUUUAUAUUGGGAAUUAUUGGAUCAAAACAUAACGUCUGUUUACAAAGUCAAUUUUUAUUAUCUGAAGUCAUCUUUUCUGCCUUUAAGAUAUGUGUCGUCGUGUCUUUGUUUCUCUGCUAUCUUGUCGUUCUGCUCAGUUUUUAGGCUGAUGCGAGAGACAUUCUCUCGCUGUAAUCGUGCUCUUUCUUGCAGUCGCUCACCAGAUCAUAUGCCUUUUCUCGUUGCUCCUCUCCAUCACAGAGAUCAUAAAGCUCUUAUUUUUAUGAUCGUUGCAUCUGUGAUGUGUCUUUGGAUUGAAAGUGUUGCUUUACAGAAGAUUUGGUCUCAGCAUUUGGGCACUAGUUGCGGUACCAAUGACGGGGCAUUAGAUAGAUUACUCAUUGUGUUCUUUGUUGUACAAAGGCGUCUGUCUGUUCUAUUGCUUAGGCGUAACGUAAUUGAGAUGACGUCUUGA
Molecule: messenger RNA, 468 nt
Organism: Eruca vesicaria subsp. sativa (arugula)
Lineage: Eukaryota; Viridiplantae; Streptophyta; Magnoliopsida; Brassicales; Brassicaceae
Source: the annotation of a GenBank genome assembly